UUUCUCCUUCUCUUACACAUAGUUCUACAGAUCUUUUGUUGCAGUCGCUGUUAAGUCUCUUGCAGACUGAAGUAGGAGAGGUCUGUGUCGGUACGUUGUUGACCUGUGAGUGGAUUCUGUAUACAAAGAGCUGCUGUUUGCUCUGGCUUUUCUACUGCCAGCAUGAAGCUCGGUGGAGGAGGCAUGCUCUGCAUCCUGGAACAGUGUGCUGCUGUAAACAGAUCCCUGGAUUAAUGCUCCAUCCUCCAGAGAGCAAAUAUGCACCAUCCAGGCUUCUAUGUUAGCUUGUGAGGUCAUCAUCUCCUGCAUACAGUGAUCUCUCACAUACAUGGUUUUGGUGACUUGGCAGUACACUUCCAGAGCGGCUCCUCCUGUUGCACACUUUGAGUCUUUACUAUAGAAGCAGGAAACUUGUCAUCCGUAGCCUGGAUGAUGCCACAAAACAGCAAGACAGACUACAGGACUGGAAAGGAAUCUAAACUCAAACACACUUUUCACACAGGAGAAAACGUAAUCUAGCUAUGUCUCACCAUGAGAAAGAGGAGGAGGCAUUGCCUAAAAGUACCCCGUCCGUCUCUCCAGAAAGCACAAUGACAUCCCAUCUCAAGUACAUCUCUUUAGGCAUCCUGGUGUUUCAGACGACCAGCCUGGUUCUCACUAUGCGCUACUCCCGCACGCUUAAGGAGGAGGGUCCUCGCUACUUGUCUUCUACUGCCGUAGUGGCUGCUGAGGUGCUGAAGAUUGUAGCAUGCAUCAUUCUGGUCUAUAAGGACAACAGUUGUAGCCUACGAGCCUUGAAUCGGGUGCUUCAUGAUGAAAUUAUCAAUAAACCAAUGGAUACGCUAAAGCUUGCCAUACCUUCUGGGAUCUACACCCUGCAAAAUAACCUCCUGUAUGUCGCACUGUCAAAUCUUGAUGCAGCAACUUAUCAGGUGACCUAUCAGCUUAAAAUCCUUACUACUGCUCUCUUCUCAGUGUCUAUGCUUCAGAAAAAGCUGACUAAAUAUCAGUGGCUUUCCUUGUUAAUCCUAAUGGCAGGAGUAACCCUAGUCCAGUGGCCAUCGGAUACUCUUAGUUCUCCUUCAAAAGAAGUAUCUGUGGGUUCGCGGUUUGUUGGGCUUAUGGCUGUCCUCACUGCUUGCUUUUCAAGCGGGUUUGCUGGUGUCUACUUCGAAAAGAUCCUUAAGGAGACUAAGCAGUCAGUAUGGAUUAGGAAUAUACAGCUUGGUUUCUUUGGCGGGAUAUUUGGUCUGAUGGGAGUAUUUAUUUAUGACGGUGAUCGGGUUUCAAAGGAAGGCUUCUUUCAGGGCUACAAUAACCUGACCUGGACAGUCGUAGCCCUUCAGGCUCUAGGCGGAUUGGUCAUUGCCGCUGUUAUUAAAUAUGCUGAUAACAUCCUGAAGGGCUUCGCCACAUCUCUCUCAAUCAUACUUUCAACACUAAUUUCUUAUUUUUGGCUUCAAGACUUUGUACCCACAAGUGUGUUCUUCUUUGGAGCAAUGUUUGUGAUUUCAGCGACGUUCUUGUAUGGAUAUGACCCAAAGCCAUCUGUGAACGCAAGUAAAGCAUGAAGUGCAGGACUCAGUAAAAGUAUUGUGCUAGAGCGCCCCCUAGUGGCUGCAGAAGGACAGUGCUGGAUGAGGAGGUCAAAGAGAUAUGCUGCUGAGAACUGACUGCAGAACAAAACACUGCUGCUCUUUUUUUGUGAAGGACCUAAUAUUAUUUUAUAUAAGAGAGGCGCUAUAUAUUUUGUUAAUACUUGAACUUGGAGGCAUUUUUUUUUUUUUUGCUGCACACCUCUCCUUAUCAAGUCUAGAAAAUUGCAUUAUCUUCUAUGGAGAAUGUUUAAUCUGUGCAAAUGGAUUUUUAAUGUGGUGGUAAUCGACCUGAGAUACUUGCCUAUUUCUGACCUCUAUUAAUUCAAAAGUGCAGCUUGAACUAAAAGCCGGAUAAUGCUUCAUGACAAUUUUAUACAGAAGAGACGAAUAAUGAAUAAUUUGUAUAUAGUUGAAUGUUUCACUGUCUUUGCAAGUGGGAAUGUUGCAUAAUGUUUAAACUAAAACAAGGGGAAUUAAAAACAUUUUACCAGA
Messenger RNA from Rana temporaria (common frog), 2090 nucleotides. RefSeq names its product solute carrier family 35 member A3 (gene SLC35A3). Gene Ontology annotation, molecular function: UDP-galactose transmembrane transporter activity. Bases 522 to 1571 code for a protein of 349 amino acids. Gene Ontology annotation, biological process: pyrimidine nucleotide-sugar transmembrane transport. The transcript is spliced from 8 exons. NCBI's taxonomy places the organism in Eukaryota, Metazoa, Chordata, Amphibia, Anura, Ranidae. Gene Ontology annotation, cellular component: Golgi membrane. The record is from RefSeq and is a predicted model, not a curated record.